AGGAGGGGGCAUCUCUUCACCAGUUCUCCCUCGUGAGGAGCGCCGCUCUCGCUCCCUUUGAGAUGCUAAUGCGCAGAGGAGCGCGCAGCGCGCUUUGAAGGGAUCGGGAGAGCGGCUCUCCGGACUGGCGACGGCUGCGCGAAGAGACGAGGGCUAGGAUCGCGAGGAGGAGAUCACGACCGCGAAGAGGAAUAAGACCGUGAGGAGGAGGAGGAGGAGAAGGGGGAUCGACGAGGAGAGAGGAGGAGGGAGCCCGGGCAGUGCGGAUUCGCGCAUCGCUGCCGGGAUCCGAGCGAGGCGAGUGGAGGCGGCUUCGCGCGCGAUGCCGGCGAUGCUGCGGCUGAUGGUGAUGAUGUAGAUGACGACGACGACGGCGAUGAUGAUGAUGGCGACGACGUUCCAGGGCGAUGAUCAUGCGCCGCGAGUGAGCGAGCCGGAGAGAGCGGCCCGUGACGUCACGCGGGCGCGGUAACGCGCGGCGCUGUUCGCCGAAGGCUCCAAUCUGACGCGACGCGGCGGGCGGGGAGCCGGGACCAGCGCUGAGCGCCUCCCGCACUCGGCGACCUCCCUGCUCCCUCCCAGCGCGCCUCCGCGGGCAGCAGCAGCGGCAGCAGCAGCAGCAGCCGCCGCCGCUGCUCCGUAGCUCAGCUCGCCACCGCCGUCGCCUUCCUGCCGGGGUGAGGGAGAAGGAGAGAGGGAGGGAAGGGAGAAGCAUUCACCGAGCAAAGAUGCGCGGCGCGGAGGCGCGGAGGGAGGCGCCGCGCCGCAGGGAGUCUCGGGAUCCCACGGGGUCUCCUCCUCCUCGGCUGCCUCCACCUCGGCUGCCACCACCACGGCCGCCGCUGCUGCUGCUGCCUCCGCUGCUGCAGCUGCUGCUGCUGCUGUUGGGGCUGCUCGCGGCCGCCCCCGCCGCCGGGCAGUCCACGUACCCGACCAUCACCACCAACUUCGGCAAGCUGCGCGGCGUCCGCAUCGUGCUCAACAACGAGAUCCUGGGCCCCGUGGAUCAGUUCCUGGGGGUGCCCUACGCGGCGCCCCCCGUCGCCGAGCGGCGCUUCCAGCCCCCCGAGCCCCCCGCGGCGUGGCAGGGGGUGCGCAACGCGACGCACUUCGCGCCCGUGUGCCCGCAGACGAUCCGCGGGGUGCUCCCCGAGGUGAUGCUGCCCGUGUGGUUCACGGCCAACAUGGACGUGGUGGCGCCGUACAUGCACGAAAUGAACGAGGACUGCCUCUACCUCAACAUCUACGUGCCCACGGAGGACGGAGCCAACGCAAAGAGAGCAGCAGAUGAUUUAACAGCUAAUGAUGGCGGGCAAGAUGCAGACAUACGCGACAGUGGGCCCAAGGCGGUCAUGGUGUACGUUCACGGUGGCUCCUACAUGGAGGGCACGGGCAAUCUGCUGGAUGGCAGCAUCCUGGCGAGCUACGGCAAUGUCAUAGUGGUCACGCUCAACUACAGACUGGGCGUCCUAGGGUUCCUAAGCACAGGUGAUCAGGCAGCUAAAGGAAAUUACGGUCUCCUGGAUCAAAUCCAGGCCCUGCGUUGGAUCAGUGAGAAUAUAGGCAUCUUCGGGGGUGACCCGCUCAGAAUCACUGUGUUUGGGUCGGGCGCUGGUGCGUCUUGUGUCAACCUACUGACACUAUCGCACCACUCUGAAGGUAACCGUUGGAGCAAUUCAACCAAAGGACUCUUCCAGCGAGCGGUGACCCAGAGCGGCACGGCGCUCUCGUCCUGGGCCUUCAACUACCAACCCAUCAAGUACACGCGCAUGCUGGCCGAGAAGGUCACGUGCAACCGGCUGGACACGCACGACCUGGUGGAGUGCCUCCGCUCGCGCUCCUUCCACGAGCUGGUGGCGCAGGAGAUCACGCCCGUGCGCUACCACGUGGCUUUCGGGCCCGUCAUUGAUGGCGACGUCAUCCCCGACGACCCGCAGAUCCUCAUGGAGCAGGGCGAGUUCCUCAACUAUGACGUGAUGCUCGGCAUCAACCAGGGCGAGGGCUUCAAGUUCGUGGAGGACAUCGUGGACGGCGAGGACGGCGUCGCGGCCAAUGACUUCGACUACGUGGUCUCCAACUUCGUGGACAACCUCUACGGCUAUCCAGAGGGCAAGGACGAGCUGCGCGCCACCAUCAAGUUCAUGUACACCGACUGGGCGGACCGCGACAACGCGGAGACGCGCCGCAAGACGCUGGUGGCCCUCUUCACCGACCACCAGUGGGUCGCGCCCGCCGUCGCCACGGCCGACCUGCACGCGCAGUACGGCUCGCCCACCUACUUCUACGCCUUCUACCACCACUGCCAGAGCGAGAUGAAGCCCGCGUGGGCGGACGCGGCGCACGGCGACGAGAUCCCAUACGUGUUCGGCGUGCCCAUGGUGGGCCCCACGGAGCUUUUCCCGUGCAACUUCUCCAAGAACGACGUGAUGCUGAGCGCCGUCGUCAUGACCUACUGGACCAACUUCGCAAAGACUGGGGACCCCAAUCAGCCAGUGCCGCAGGACACCAAGUUCAUCCACACGAAGCCGAACCGCUUCGAGGAAGUGGCCUGGUCCAAGUACAACCCCCGUGACCAGCACUACCUGCACAUCGGCCUCAAGCCGCGCAUGCGCGAGCACUACCGCGCCACCAAGGUGGCCUUCUGGCUCGAACUGGUGCCGCACCUGCACAACCUGCACGACGUGUUCCAGUACACGAGCACUACCACCAAGGCGCCGCCCUACGACGCCACGGCGCCGUCGGCAGCGGCGGGCCCUCCACGGAGGUCCCCCGGCAACAAGGGCUGGGCGGCGACCAAGCGGCCGUUCUCGGCCUCUGACCCGUUGGGGGGGCGGCCCCCCAAGGGCGAAUGGCAGAAUCCGAGGACGCCGGAAGACUCGGACGCGCUCGUGGAGGAGCAGCGGGACUACUCGACGGAGCUGAGCGUCACCAUCGCCGUGGGCGCCUCGCUGCUCUUCCUCAACGUGCUGGCCUUCGCCGCGCUCUACUACCGCAAGGACAAGAGCCGGCACGGCGCCUACCGCCGGCAGAGCCCCGAGCGCAGCGUGGGCACGGCGGGCAACACGGGCGAGGUGGCGCACACCCAGGAGGAGGAGAUCAUGUCGCUGCAGAUGAAGCGUGCCGAGCAGGGCCACGAGUGCGAGUUCGCCUUCGGUCACGACGGCCUGCGGGGCUCCGUGGGCGCGCCCUGCCCCCCGGACUACGCGCUCGCCAUGCGGCGCUCCCCCGACGACGUCCCGCUCAUGACGCCCAACACCAUCACCAUGAUCCCCGGCUCCAUAGCCAUGCCCAACAUGCAGCCCAUGCACACCUUCAACAGCUUCGCGGGGCUCAACAGCGGCACGCUACCGCACUCACACUCCACCACGCGCGUGUAGCCCCAGCCUCCGCGGGCACUGCUCGCCCACCUGUGCCCCCCCCGCCCCCUCCCCACUCCCCCGGGAAGCGUGAGUUCGUUCGAAGGUCCGCCGGCAAACCCCCCCAGCAAAGUAGAUUUUAUACUCGUGUCUGGUUUGCGCCGGCCGGCGGGUGCCGGGCAAAAUGUGAGGACAGGCCGCGGACUGCACGGCGCGCGGUAUUCAUGGCGCUCUACCAAUCGGCCGUCGGCUGGCUCCACUUGAGGCCCUGCUCACGAUACCUGGACACGAUGUGGAUCAAGUUCGGUUCUUUAUAUGUGCGCGCGUGCGUGUGUGCGCACACGCAUUUAGUUUGUAUUCACUCUUCCCGAAACGAGAAAGAGGCUUAUGAUGAAACUGUACCUUAAACACCAAACAGAGUGUGGUAAGAAGGCGGUGAAGAGGUGGUGAGGAGGAGGUACACGCUGCAAAUCAGACUUCUCAGUGGCUGCUGACCAGGGUGAUGAACUGUAGCGCACGGUCGUCCAUCCAGGCAUGUGAAGACCAGGUCACCCCACUUGCUCGCUCGCUCUAACAGAAGCGCAGCCACGAAGUGAAGAUCGCUCCGGACGACGACCGUGGUGACAAAAGCACAGAAGCGAACCCCGACGCACGCUUCACACAAACCCUACAAUCGGUGGCCUCUGGCGCGCGCACCGCGAGUGGCGGUGCCACGAGGUCGUGACCAGCGCUCGCGCAUCGGGCACGACAGCCACUUGCCCACGUGGGCCCUGCGUGGGCUCCGCGUGGGCCUUGCUGGUCCCCGCGCUCCCGGAGGGUUUUUCUCUGCUCGCUCAUGUGUACCGCGCUAUAUAAACCGACGGUUAUGUUCUGGCGCACUUUGAGGAUUUUUACGAGGACGCACGGACCCGCUGUACAGACGUGGCACCGCUGCCACCGGCCGGUUUUGUACCGCGGAGCAAGGGAGGGGGGGCACCGCUCGAAGCUCCGCACGGCUCCUGCCACCUCUCGCGUGUCGCUUUGAGGAGAGCGCAGGCGCGCAACGGUCCUCACAUCCCCCCGUCUGGUCGGGACACGUAGCCGCGGUGGCCGCUCAGCGACGCUGAGGCUCGAGGACGCGCACGCGACGCCACGGCCUCACUCUGCCGACCUCCCGGACGAGCCUCCGCGGGGCGACGUGAGGCAAUGCGGGGCGACGCAGAGCACCGCACGUUCAGCCGCCAGCCAUUCUCGACCCAUCACCCACCUUCCGUCCCCCGUCACACCGCUUCUGCUCUCGCUAUGCCGACGUUGCAGUCGGUGCACUGUGUGUGCAUUUUCUAGUGACGCAUUGUGGGAAACCAGUGUACAGUCCAAGGGAAAGAUAAUCAAAUAUUACGGGCACUUUUUAACGCUUGAUUAUAACUUUUCAUUGAUUGAACUUGUCUUUUUGAGGGCUGUCAGUUCUGUCUACAAAAAACAGCUGAUGCCCCUUAGUUCCAUCUCCCCAUAUCCAAUUAAUCCCAUCUCCCAUUCUCAAUAUUUCCAUGCAAUUCCAUCCUUUCAUCUGCAUGAAUAUCUCUCUCUGUUGCCUCUACCCACGUCUCCAUUUUCCCCUCUAUAUUUCUUUCCCCUUCUCCCCAAUCCCCUUGCCUGCUCAUCACACCAUCUCCCGUUCCUUGCCUCUUCGUCUUCCCAUCUCUCGUGCUGUCGUUUCCCUGCCACCCACUCCACUCAUCGGGGCCGCUACCGCCCCAACUCUGAGCCUCGGCCCCUUGCAGUCAGAACCCAAACCACAGAAGGGGAGACGGGGGGCCUCCAUUCCCCGUGGGCCCGGCCAGUGCUCUCCGUGCUCCCGCGGUGUCCCUGGGAGUCUGGGAGACCCCUCACCACCCUGCCCAUCGCAACCACAACGCUCCUCACUCCCACACAAGCACGGUGCAGUGAUUCCACAUUGCAGCUCGCGUCAGGCCACCGCGGCCACAUGCACUGGGGCCCACACACGCCACCCUGCUCCUUGUGCAAUCGACUGCCAAAAGAACUGGCGCUGUUGUUCCCGGCAUUCGGAAGAGCGGGGGGUGGGGGGGGCUCAGCUGCGUAUUUCCGGUCGGGGUUUAAAUUAGAGAUGAGGAUUUUGAGGAAGCGAGGUCACGGGGCGGUCUACCGCCCCCGCCGGAGCGCGAAUCGUUUAGCGCAUACGCCACACAUUAGCGGUGCAAUUUUGUAGUUAAACUAUUAUCGCGAUCAGCCUCUUGUGAGAACCGUAGCCACAAUGAGGCUCGUCACCACAAGACUAUCAUUGUCCUCCCACGCACGGCGGAUCAAAACGCCGUUGUCAGUUUUCAGCAUUUCCAGCGACGUGUGUCUCACGUUUCGCUCGGUGAACAAAAACGGGAAUGCAUUGAUUUUUGCCCCCGGCCCGUGGCGCUGACAAACGGCCUGGCAAGGAGUGGCAGAGGUCCUGGAGUGGCGCACAAAAAACCCGACGAGCCACGCUCGUGAAGGAAAGGGCUGGGGGAGUGGUGAGGCAAGCGGAGGGGCAGCGGGGAACACGGAAAGCAGCGGUGGGGCCCCGAGGCGUGGUGGGGGCCGGGCAGUUGUGGAGGGACUCCAGGGGGCAGAGGGCAGAGGGCGUCGUGGCCGAGAAAGCGAUGGCUCUCCCCGUGGAGACUUGGUGACGCCUCGCACGCAGCUUAGGGCCGCUUCCCUGCAGAAUCCAACACAAACCCGACACCGCACAGAGCCCACGGUCGGGUUAUUUAUUUAUUAUAUUUAAGGAGUGCUUAUCGAAGCACUGAUCCCUUUGACGGCCACGCCUAUGCGGGUCGUGACGACCAGGAGCUAGAGAGCGGAGCGGGGGGGGGGGGGCGUGAGACGCCACGCUGGGCCGCACACACCGCUGAGGCAAAUUGAUCGUUGCCACAUCUGCGCCGCGGUAAUUUGGCAAACGGAAAGGCCAAUCGCAUAGAAGCGCCGCGUCGUAAAUUAUCACACGCGGUCCGUGGAGUGGCACCCCUCGGGUUAAAUGAUAAGCUUAGUUUAUCGCGAAGUCAACAGGGUUCAAACUCGACCGUUUCUUCAAACGGCGAUUGGCGCCUCGGCUCUUGUUUGACGUCGUUGAGCUGCCGCACGAUGUUUGUCCUCCCCACCCCCCACGCCAACGAAGCCGUGGCCUCCUUGCACGUCCGGGUUCGAGGGCAGUACCGAGCUUGGGCCGGACGUGAGCCUCCUCGCCGCUCCCGGGCGCCCCUAGCCCACACGAGGGCGACGCUGGUGCCGUGAGCACCUGAAAUUAAACGUGGGCAGCAACCAAAAAAAGGCCACACGUUGCAGUCGGGAGGAGAGGUGAGCAGGUUUUGGGGUGCAGCUCAACAGCCAAUCACUGGUCCUACCGCUUACCCCUAUCUCACGAGCCAAGCAGCCACGGGUACCAGCCCCCACCCAAUUACCAUAACCUUGCCCUUAACCAAACCUGUGUUGUUUUUUGCCAGCGCCUCAUUUCAUUUAUUGUUGGCCUCCCUGUUUAAAAAAAAAUCCCACCAGAUGGCUCAGCGGUAGAGCGAGCGGCUCGCGAUGAGAAAGUUGCGAGUUCAAAUCCUGGUUUGGGGGGGUGGGGUAACGCCCAUCAUCUCUCCCAUCGGGGACUAUAAAAUUAGUACCAUUUCUGUGGGGAAGUCGAAAACGGUUGUGUUAUUGAAGGUCUCGACCCCACCACAGGAAUGUGGAAUUUCCACCACUUGCCCCUUACAGGGCUGUAAACGGGAGAUGAGCACCAUCCCGGUGCUCCGUUGAGCAGCAGGAAACCACGUUGUGCUUGACGUGUCAGCCUCUUGGUGCUCACAGCACCGCCACCGCCACUCUCCCCGCUGCUGAGCCAGAGGUGGAGGAGGCGCUGGGGUUGUGCUGCCACUCACUGGGGGAGCAGAAGCACUGUUGUGUUGGAAUGAAAUGUUUUAUGCUGAACUUUUUUUCUCCCAAUAUAUUGUAAACGAUAACAGGAAAUGCAUAUUUGUCAUAUAUGUGUUAUCAUAGGCGUUUAGAUUUUGAAUAGUUCAGUAAACCAUUGUUAAGUUAGA
This is a messenger RNA of Lethenteron reissneri (Far Eastern brook lamprey), 7411 nucleotides long. Its product is annotated as neuroligin-4, X-linked-like. Gene Ontology annotation, molecular function: neurexin family protein binding. Gene Ontology annotation, cellular component: membrane. NCBI's taxonomy places the organism in Eukaryota, Metazoa, Chordata, Hyperoartia, Petromyzontiformes, Petromyzontidae. The record is from RefSeq and is a predicted model, not a curated record.